This is a messenger RNA of Ictalurus furcatus (blue catfish), 2373 nucleotides long. It is a transcript of the gene utp25, whose product is annotated as UTP25 small subunit processor component. Gene Ontology annotation, molecular function: U3 snoRNA binding; rRNA binding. The transcript has 13 exons. The coding region runs from base 100 to 2373 and encodes 757 amino acids. The record is from RefSeq and is a predicted model, not a curated record. NCBI's taxonomy places the organism in Eukaryota, Metazoa, Chordata, Actinopteri, Siluriformes, Ictaluridae. Gene Ontology annotation, cellular component: nucleolus; small-subunit processome. Gene Ontology annotation, biological process: maturation of SSU-rRNA from tricistronic rRNA transcript (SSU-rRNA, 5.8S rRNA, LSU-rRNA).
UCCACACGGCCAGGGGGCGCAGCGGGAAGCAGCAGCGCUCUCGCAGGCAGGAGCAACAACCAGUGAAGAAGAGCCGCACUGAGCCGCACGCGCGUGUGUAUGAAAAUGGGCAAAAGGAGGCAAAAACAUCCUAAUUUAAAUAAUUUAUCUAAAAAACAAAAGAAACAUCUGAAAGAAUUCGGAGAACAGCACCCGUUUGACGACAUUGUUACUGACAGACCUGAGAAAACCCAGAUCGUCCGCUUGUCCAACAGUCCGCAAAACUCCGGCUCCGAGAGCGAUGGAGAAGCGGAGGAGGAGAAACCCACUGCGUAUGAAAAGCUGCUGUCGACCAUAAACACCGCCGCCGCCGGUGGUGGUGAUGACAGUGAGGAAGAGGAGAGCGAGGAGGAAGACCGUGAAGACGCUGCAGAGGAAUUGGACGACCCUAACGAAGAGGAAGAGGAAAUUGGAGAUGAUGAUGAAGAUGAUGGUGGUGAUGAAGAAGAGGAAAUAGGUGGCGAUGAUGAUGGUGGUGAUGAUGAAGAGGAAACCGGAGAAAGCGGGAUGCAGAAGGAGCAGGAGGACGAGUUCACCGAUAAAACGCGUGAAGCCGAGUUCAGUUUGGAGUCGAACCUGCCUGCGGAUGGAGAGCAGGAGAAAACGGACACGUCACGAGAAGACGUGUUUGUGGAGCAUCAGGAAGCAGAGCUGAGCGAAGCCGAGGUGAACAGGAUCUCAAAUGGCUCCAAGAUCAGGACUCGGGUUAAGUGGUCCAGACUGGGUGUCCUGCACUGCGCACGUCCCCUCGAGCGCCUUCCUGCCGUGGCUCAGUCCUCGUCAGUCCCUCUCCCACUUUUCCAUAAAACGCUGGAAUCGAAAUGGCGUUCCCUCAAUCGCUCCUCCUCCUCCAAGCCCGAAGGGGGCGACGCAUCGGGACUCACAGACCUGCAGGACGAGCUGCUGAGGCUCAUGGGUUCCUACAGGGAUGUUUAUUACCCAGAAUGCUCUGUGCUGGACGGGGUGGCGGAGACUCGCCGAGCGUACUGUCUGCACGCUCUCAACCACGUCUUGAAGGCCAACUCCAGAGUCCUUACCCAUAAUGCCGUGCUGAAGGAGGCGAAGGGCGGGGACGAGGACGAGUUCAGGGAUCAAGGGCUCACCAGACCCAAAGUUCUUAUCCUGGUUCCGUUUCGAGACGGAGCGCUCCGCGUGGUCCAGACCUUCAUCUCUCUGCUGGAGAGCGACGGGAAAAAGAUGGACGUCAGCAACAAAAAGAGGUUUAAAGACGAGUACGGAGAGAAGCCCAACUCCAAACCGGGCGGUCAGCACCGACCCGACGAUUAUCACGCCAUCUUCUCCGGAAACGUGGACGAUCACUUCAGGAUCGGUGUGUCCAUCCUCAAGCGCAGCAUGCGUCUCUACUCCCCGUUCUACUCCUCCGACAUCAUCGUCGCGUCUCCUCUGGGGCUGAGGACGCUGAUCGGCGUGGACGGAGACGCUCAUCGGGACUUCGACUUCCUGUCCUCCGUGGAGCUGCUGGUUCUGGAGCAGAGUGACGUGUUCCUCAUGCAGAACUGGGAGCACGUGCUGCACGUGAUGAAGCACAUGAACCUGCAGCCGCUGGAUUCUCACGGCGUGGAUUUUUCCCGCGUGCGCAUGUGGAACCUGAACAACUGGGCGAGGUUUUACAGACAGACGCUGGUGUUCAGCUCCAUCCAGGAGCCGCAGAUCAACAACAUCCUCACCAAACACUGCCACAACUACAGAGGACAGGUUUUGGUUAAAAAUCUGCCCAAAACAGCCUCCAUCUGCCAGGUGCUGGUCCAGCUGCCGCAUGUCUUCCAGAUGUUUCACACCGACAGUUUUAUGGACCAGGACGACAGGUUCCAGUUCUUCGUGGAUAAGGUUCUCCCACAGUACCGGGACUCCGUGAUGUCUCACACGCUCAUCUACGUGCCGUCGUAUUUCGAUUUUGUGCGUCUGAGGAACUAUCUGAAGAAGGAGGACGUGAGCUUCUCCGUGAUCAGCGAGUACUUGGAGAGGUCGGAGGUUUCCCGCGCUCGCCACUACUUCAGCACAGGAGAGAAACAGUUCCUGCUCUUCUCCGAGAGGUUCCACUUUUACAAGAGGUACACCAUUAGAGGAAUACAGAAUGUGAUAUUCUACGCUCUGCCCACCUACGCUCACUUCUACAGCGAGGUGUGUAACAUGCUGCAGGUCGGCGGCUCUGACGGCGUGACGAGUUCGGCCAGCUUCACCUGCACGGCUCUGUACUCCCGCUACGACGCCCACAGACUGGCGGCCGUCACGGGGGCCGAGCGAGCCGCCAGCAUGGUCCAGUCCAACAAGUCUGUCCAUCUCUUCAUCACGGGCGAGGAGAAGCGGGUGUGA